AUGCAGGUGGUAGCAUCAUCGUCAUCGCCGGUACCGAGUACGGUGGAUAGCGCCAUGAGUCGCAAUACGAGCGGUAGUGGUGAGGAUGGGGCUGGGAGCAGUGGCAGGGAGUGGAAGAGGUUGUUCAGUCAGAUGCAAUCGUCGGCGGUAUCGAGUGCUAGAAGUGGGAGUGGUGAUGCGUCUCUUGCGGGGAGUGGUCGGCGUGGGCGCGGUGGCGCUGGUGCUUCUCGCGGCGGCAGUAGCGGAAGCCGUGGUGGCGGUAGCCAGCGCAAUCGCAACCAUCCUCGUCAAGCCACACCCUCUGACUCACCCAACAGCACAUCAGCAUCACUGCUACCUCUGAUCCCCACCUCUUCCUCCGACCCGCUCUCCCGGAUCCGCCACAAGAUCCUUACCACUCCUCUACCACCAGACACGUUCCUCUCGCCAACUGGCACCACCUACCGCAGCAUUGUCUGGAAGCUGCUCCUCGAUAUAUCCUCUCUCGACGUCGCGUCGUACCUCUCCCUCGUCGCAAAGGGCAAGUCACCGUCGCACGACAAGAUCCGCAACGACACGUUCCGCACACUCGCCACCGAUCAGGGCUUCAAAGAGCGCGUCAAGGAGGAGAAGCUCAUCCGGCUGCUCGAUGCGUUUGUGUGGAAGCACAACCGGGCGGAGGACGGCGAGGAGGUGGAUGACGCGGACGCUUCGGCGGCGUACGAGUUCAGCUAUGUUCAAGGAAUGAACGUGCUGGCUGCGCCGUUCCUUUAUACAUGUCACAGCGAGGUCGAGGCAUUUCGCUGCUUCAGCCGGUUCAUCGAGUAUUGUUGUCCGUUAUACGUGCAGCCUACGCUGGCGGGCGUCCAUCGAGGGCUUCAGCUGCUCGACCGAUGCCUAGAGAUCCUCGACCCGCCACUCUACACGCACCUCCGAUCCAAAAACCUCUCCGCCGAAAUCUAUGCCUUCCCCAGCGUGAUGACGCUCUGCGCUUGCACCCCCCCACUUCCCGAAGUCCUCCAGCUCUGGGACUUCCUCCUCGCCUUCGGCGUCCACUUCAACGUCCUCUGCAUCGUUGCCCAACUGCACAUAAUGCGCACCGACCUGCUCGAAUCCUCCUCGCCCAUGAAACUCCUCCGCCACCUCCCGCCCCUCGACGCGCGCAAGAUCAUCAACGUCACCGUCACGCUCGCACGAGACGUCCCGCACGAUCUGUUCGAAGACCUCGCCAAACACCCGUACCAUCCUGACAGCGUCCUCGGCUUCACCUAG
This is a messenger RNA of Sporisorium graminicola, 1251 nucleotides long. RefSeq lists its product as uncharacterized. NCBI's taxonomy places the organism in Eukaryota, Fungi, Basidiomycota, Ustilaginomycetes, Ustilaginales, Ustilaginaceae. Bases 1 to 1251 code for a protein of 416 amino acids. The record is from RefSeq and is a predicted model, not a curated record. Gene Ontology annotation, biological process: activation of GTPase activity. The transcript is spliced from 2 exons. Gene Ontology annotation, molecular function: GTPase activator activity.